GUGGUUCCGAAUUUAAGACGAGGGCGCAUGCGUGCGUACCUCCCCUUCAUGGUGGCGCGCCUUGCGGACCGAACAACAUAGAAAAAGCACCAUGUAUACAGAAGCAUUGCCCUGUUGACGGUGUACUUGGGAUGUGGCAACCUUGGGGUCCUUGUUCAGCGACCUGUAGUGGUCAGAGGAGGCGGGCAAGGACGUGUGUCCCCGCUCAUUUUGGUGGGGCUCCAUGCAGGGGAAACAUUGUUAACACGGAGCAUUGUGGUGCUAGACAAUGCCCAGUUAACGGGCAUCUGAACGAUUGGGGGUCCUGGGGGUCAAUGCAGUGCAACCUGUGGAGGUUUAGAAAGAGGACUCGAACAUGCAGCCCUCCACUGUUUGGUGGUGCUCCCUGUACCGGACAGACAACACAAACAGCUAGAUGUGGGACUGUACACUGUCCAGUGAAUGGUGUUUUAUCGGCUUGGGGUAAUUGGUCACCGUGCAGUGUUACCUGUGGGAGCGGCUCUAGGGUGAGAUCCAGAGCCUGUGUCCCUCCACAGUAUGGAGGUCACAAUUGUACAGGGUCGUUGUUUGAGAUGAACAGCUGUAGCCAAAUUCCAUGUCCAACUCAGUCUUUACCAUCGACGCAAACCCCACUCAUACCACUUUCAAAUACCACAACUGUUGGUUUUACUUGUUCGAGUUGUAACGAGAAUCUGGAGUGUACCUGGAAUAUGGCGUGCCACUCGUCUGAAGAUUGUAUCGUCCGAUCCAUUCCAGGAUUCAAAUUCACCACGCACUGCAUCAUGGUACUAAUUCAGUACACACUGUGCUCGAUAAAGCAAUUUUUAGGAAGAAAGAAAUGA
This is a messenger RNA of Magallana angulata, 842 nucleotides long. RefSeq names its product adhesion G protein-coupled receptor B1-like. Lineage: Eukaryota; Metazoa; Mollusca; Bivalvia; Ostreida; Ostreidae. The record is from RefSeq and is a predicted model, not a curated record. Bases 132 to 842 code for a protein of 236 amino acids. The transcript has 7 exons.